UCUGGGAUGGCUGAAGCACAAGAAAGCCUUUCUCCUCCACGGAAAGAACAUUUUACCUUGAAUCUGUUUUAUCUCAAAGAUGGCAAAUCUUUGGGAGGAUUUAUCAACAAUUUACCAGAUGGUGUGAAGGUGAUCAACGCAGGAAACCCUACUAGAGACGAGAGCAAUUCCUAUGCUGAGAAUAAUAUUAGAUGUACUCUUACCAUUGAAUCCUCAUUGGGAAAAGAACUGGUAAGCACUGUCCUUAAGUUGUGGGAGAAAUACAUACACGAGAAAGAAUACAUGUCAUGGAUUCAAGUCCUUCCCACAAAACGAGUUUCCUACAAGAAGCCUGUUAUGCUAAAUGGAGAAAAUAUUGAAAUUUAUGGAGGAAGUAUGGUCUCCCCAGUCCAUUUUGUGAAACACUGGCAUGUAGAUGCAUCUCUAGAAUUCCAACAGGAAAAAUCUCUUUUGGUAAUAACGACCUCUAAAAUAAGGAUAGAGAUUAACAUAACCAAAGACUGUAUACACGACUUUGUCCCAAUUGAUACAAAAGAUAGUGAAACAUUUGUAUAUCUUUAUAUGAGAUAUAGUCCUAAAUUAUUCAAAGUUGUUUCUGGGAAUGAAUUAAGGAAAAUAAGGAUACCGGCCAGUGAGACUGGCUUUGCAAAUUUUGGUUAUUUAGAUUGCUUUAGCUUGAAGCUUGCAACCAACAGCCCCAUUCUGUCCAGGAUAAUUUGGUAUAUACAGUACCGAGAUAUUCAUGUUGUUUACGCAAAAAUGGAGUUUCAAAAUCCAAAGAAAGAGAUUGAACCAAAAUUCAAAGAGUUUGAAAAUGCGUACGCUUGGAAAUCAUUGUGUUCUUUAGGAUAUAAAGUAAGGGACCAUGUUUCCCAAAAAGUCAUCGAUGAACUAUACCAAAGAAAAGUUACAGAACAGGUGCUCUUCAAAAUGAUGGAAAGUAUUGCUGAGAAACCUUUCUUCCAUUUUAUAGAAGAGAUAUGUGCAGCGAUGCGAAUAAAUGAUCCCACAUGCAUUGGUCAGGAUAAUGGGAUAAAUAAUCUAAAGAAUUAUUCAAUGAUCCGAAAAGUAUUGCUGACACCAUCAAAAUUUGUUUUUUUGCCAAAGGAACCUGUAUUUCAGAAUAGAAUUGUACGGCAAUACGAGGAAGAUUUCUUCGUAAGACUUGUGUAUCGAGAUAAUAACUUCGAGAAGAUAAGUGCAAUGCAGUCAAAUACACUCAACAGAGUCUUGACAGAAAUGAAACAAAUUUUCUUAAAUGGGUUCACUAUACAUAACCGCCAUUACUCGUUUUUAGGUUGUUCAAACAGUCAACUUCGAGUACAUAGUUUCUGGUUCUUCAGCUCCUAUGAUGGAAUUACGACAGACAUAAUUAGACAAAAAGCCGGAGAGCUGUAUAAAGAAAGAUGUGUUGCUUCAUAUGUUUCUCGUUUCGGGCUCUGUUUUUCAUCAUCUUCCCACGUGUUGAACAUAGGUGAAAAUGGGGAAGAAGUAAAAUAUGAAAGCGAUAUCAUAAGAAAUGGAUUUUGCUUUACUGAUGGCAUUGGAAAGAUUUCAGAGAGACUUGCUACUAAGGUUGCCGAGAUAAUGGGAUUGAAGACUGUUCCGUCUGCGUUCCAGAUACGCUAUGGUGGAUGUAAAGGUGUGGUUGCACAAGAUCCAUCUUUGGGUACGGAAAGGGAAGUUCUUGUCAUUAGAGACAGCAUGAAAAAAUUUGAAUCAAGUUCUACCAGUCUUGAAAUAUUGCAGUUUUCACGUCCAGGGCGACUACACCUGAAUAGACAAGUCAUAACUUUGUUAUCAGGUCUUGGAAUUUCAGACGAAGCAUUCAAGGAACUCCAAGAGACAAUGUUUUAUAACUUGGCAGAUAUGUUUCUUAAAGAAGACAACGCUUUAAUGAGUUUAAAAGAGGUAUCACUACCAACUGAUUUCAAGAACUUAAUUAACAAAAAGGUAAACAUAGUUCGUGAGCCUUUCUUACGGUCUUUGCUUUUAGCAAUAUUCGAGCAGAGAGUGGAGGAUCUUAAGAGAAGAUCUCGGAUUCAAAUACCUUUGGAGAAAGGAAGGUACAUGAUGGGUACAACAGAUGAAGCUCAAACACUGAAGUAUGGACAAGUUUUUAUUCAGUAUUCAAAAGAACUUGACCAACCACUUAAAGAUGUUCAAAUGGUUCUAGGAAAAGUUGUAGUUACAAAGAAUCCGUGUUUUCAUCCUGGGGAUGUACGAAUUUUUGAAGCAGUAAAUAAUCCUCAUCUUAGACAUAUGGUAGAUUGCAUUGUUUUUCCUCAACUUGGUUUAAGACCUCAUCCUGAUGAAAUGUCUGGAUCAGAUCUCGAUGGGGAUGAGUAUUUUGUUUGCUGGGAUGAACGAUUUCACGGGAUCGAAAAUCAAGACCCAAUGGAUUUCCAAAAAGCAAAGAAAACAUAUUUAGAUUCAGAUGUUCAGUUGACUCAUAUUGUUGAUUUUUUGGCCAAUUACAUAAAAAAUGACAACCUAGGAAUCAUAGCUAAUGCUCAUCUUGCUUUGGCAGAUAGUGAACCGGAGGGCAUUUUUUCGGAUUUCUGUCUUAAACUUGCAAAAAAACAUUCAGAUGCCGUUGAUUUCCCCAAAAGUGGGAAAUGUCCACAAAUAGACACGGACGUUCGUCCCAAAAGAUAUCCAGAUUUCAUGAUGAAAAGUGAUAAAUUGCCUUAUUAUUCGUCUAAAAUCCUUGGAAAAUUAUAUCGUCAGUGUCAACAAUUGCAUCGAACCACCCAAAGACACAAAACUGUACCUGAGGAGCUCAUUAUCGAUGAUGACUUAGUAUUGUUAUUGACAGAAAAGGACACUAAAGAUGCAAUUUUACAAAGAGAUCUUUAUAAUAAUAAGCUGCGAGAGAUAAUGACGGAGUUUGGGUUAAGAAAUGAAUCUGAAGCAAUCACUGGGUUGAUUCAGACACUGAAACGUGGAAGAGGUUGUCUAAAAGACGAGAAAUUUCAAAUAGGAAAAAUAGUUCAAGAGAGAGUAUCAAUAUUAUGGAAAAAAACAAGGGCGAAUUUCUUUGCGGAAAUUGGUGGAGAAGAAAGAAAGUUUGAUUCAUUGGAGCCAAUGAUUCGAAAAGCAUCUGUCUGGUAUACUGUAACUUAUAAAAAUAGAACAGAGUCCACUGAACAGCUUUUAAGUUUUCCUUGGGUUGUCGCUGAUAUUUUGUCAUUACUCAAACAUGAACAGGAAAAACAUACUGUCAUAGAAGAAAUAGAAAAAUCAUUUGAAAGAAGAAUGAAUCAGUCUGAGGAAGUUCGAAUGAAUACUUUAAAGCGCCUUCAGUCUUUGCGUAGUAUGGUUGAGCAAAAUGAUCCCCCAAAUCUAUGUUUAGAGUGGAUCGAUUUAUGUGGACAUAACAUCGUGCUACCUGGCAAUAAUAAUCAGUAUUUGGGAGCUAAGAUGAACGACCUAGAACUGAUUAUCUCAACUAUACAAAGUUUACCAAGUUCUGGUCUUCCCACAAAUACCAAUGAAUUUAGAGAGAAACUAUGUUUUCUUUUAAAACUUGAAGAUAAUGUUGAUGGAUUUAUUACAAUAAUAACAGAUGAUGUUGUUGUAAAUAAAAGCAAAGCAAUCAACGAAGACCUAGAAAAGUAUCCAUCAGUGAAAAAUGUGGUCCAGUUCCUCCUUCAGGAAUUGGGGGACUGGUCAAUCCCUGGCACAUCAGCUGAUGUCAUCAAAUACAUGUUGCCUUUACUGCUUGUAAGGCAAUGUAAAAUAGAACAUUUUGUAUCCAGGAAAAAUGUCAAAGCAGCUAUCUUACUUGAUUGCUUGAAAAACGUGAGAGUUUUUCUACAAAAUAUUGUAGCAUCUUCAGACUUGCCAGACAGCUUACUUCAUUGGCUAGUUAAGAAUACGGAGGAUAUUGUGAGAAAGUGCAUGUUGAAAUAUAUAGAAAUAAGUCUAAGUUUAUCAGUAGAAACACAUGGGGAUUCAGAAGAGGAGCAAUUCGCUGUUUCUGAAUCUAUCCUAGUACCAAUUGAGUUUUGGUGUGCAGUUGAAUACGCGGAGCCUUAUAUGGAAUUCAAUUUGAGGGAAAAACAGCCGCUGAUGCUUUUAUCUAUUUUGAAGAUUCGGGAACGUCUAAGAUUUUAAAACUAGAAGCAAUUGGAACGACUCUUCAACUGGAGCAGAUUCAUAAGACUUUAUUUGAAAUAUCAACAAAUACUUUCAAUAAAAGAUUUAUUCAUGCAAAUUGUGGAUAAUCAUCGGUAGACGAAGCAAUAAAAAAAGGAUCAAGACAAGAUGACGAUACGAUAGCAUUUGAAGACUAUCGCGGUCCCUCCCAAGAUAGCCAUCAAAGAAAACCAAAAUACCUACCAGUUUUGAGAUCUUACAAUGACACAGAUGACGGGAAAGCUUUUCAAACAGCAUUCAGUCGACAAUGGAGAAAAAUCAGAAGUUAUUACAAUGAAGUCUUUCAUGGUGGACUGUACAUUGUCCUUGUAUUCGGGUCGUUUUAUGUUAUGUACAUAGAAGAAAUUCCUUUGACUGUAUCAGAAUUGACAAGGUUUUUGAGAACCUUUGAACAAAGGCGUGGUUAUGGUAAGGAAAAAAAAUACGUAUCUUACACCUGUUCGUUCUUGCCAAUGUAUGAAAAGGCCGAAAAAUUAAAGAAAAUUCUCAAAAAUUUUAUUCAAGUCGAGAAAAAGGUAAGAGUGAAAGUAAGAAUAAGAAAUGAGGGGUUUUUCGAUCUUGACGAACAUUUAGAGAUUCUACGUCAUAAUGCUCCUGAAAUGAAAUGGUUCAUAGGUCAAAUAAUCCGGCGAAAUUCGUCAUCGUCUGAUAACUCUAAAGCAGGCCUGUUUAAUGCUCGAUGUAAAAUCCAGUCAUAUAGGACAUUGACCAGAAAAGCCUUAAAUGAAAUAGAAAAAUACGAAAAGGUUCUAGGUAGUGAUAGACCACUUAUACAAAGAAAAGGGAAUGGAUUAUUGCGCGUGCUCGGAUCUUGUGACGUAUAUAAGAGAGAAAGAAACGACAAUAUAUUCAAAUAAGAACUUAAAUAUAGAAGGGAAAGUAUGGCGUACAAUGCAGCUUAAAGUAUCUAGGAUCAAAGAAUAUACUGUGGAAUCAAGGACCCGUUCUUGUAGGAUGAUAUCCGAUAGGACAGAAUUAGCAAUAGCACCAUAUAUUCCUGAUCUCAGUUCCUCCGAUGAUGAGAUAGAUAAGUAUUCAAAACAUUUGUGGGAUGUUGCUUUAUAUUUUUCAAAGGCAUUCGACGGCUAGAGGAUGAAUUUGUUAUUUGUUUAUACAAACAAAUAUUUACCAAUUAAUUCUUAAUUAACUGCAUUUUUUUUUCUAAAAUAUACUGUAUAGUAAUGUGAUUUAUUACAAAUGCACUCUUGAUUACAAAACUGUGUUCAUAUUCCCAUUAUUAAAAUGAAGUUUUAUUCUUUUUUCUAUUGAAAUAUAUGAUUAGUUACCGGAAUACAUUUUUAAAUCCAUGAAUGUAAAUUCUAAGAAAUAUACAGAUGAACCUUGGCAACCUGUGUACUUGUAUUCCCUAGCAAAUCAUCCUAAUGAAGAGUUACUCAAAUGCAUUAUUUAUAUUUAUUAUCAAUGUUCAUACUAGAAGAUGAGGCAUCGGGAUUAUUAUCGUCUCGACUAAGGAGACUUCACUUA
Molecule: messenger RNA, 5646 nt
Organism: Saccostrea cuccullata (small rock oyster)
Lineage: Eukaryota; Metazoa; Mollusca; Bivalvia; Ostreida; Ostreidae
Exons: 5
Coding region: 7-4119 (1370 amino acids)
Biological process (GO): siRNA processing
Cellular component (GO): nuclear RNA-directed RNA polymerase complex
Molecular function (GO): RNA-directed RNA polymerase activity
Source: RefSeq, a predicted model, not a curated record